UAUAUGAUUAAAAAAUUACCAACACUGUUUCACAGUCGAAUGUCAUUGUCAACCUCAAAAACCUUCUUGGCGAUUAGCGAUGACAACCUAAAUUGAUUACAGUGAUAAGUAAUAUCCUCCAAUAUCAAACUCCCAAAUUCCCAAAGUCGUCCAGACAAUGAAUUACCGACACUGAAUCGCGAGCUACGUGGGAAUAGAAUAAAAUUCGAUUCAUAAAAUCUAAAAUUCGAUUGGGGAAAUAAUAAACUGCAAGAUAUUAACCUCGACCUCGACACUUGGAUCGAUUGAACACGAUAAAUAAAACCGAGUGAGUAAAAAUAAUGAGCGGGGAACAGCUGUUCCUGAUGGAAUUCCUGGUUAACAACGUCAACGUUCCCGCCAUCCGGGCGAUCCACAAGGAGAUACUGCCCGCCAAGACAUGCGUCUCUUUUCAAAUACUGGAUCUGCCGCCGAUGAAUAUCUACCAAGAAUCGCCGACGAGAGCUUGCGCCUGCAACGACGGAGGGCAGCAGGUCUUCAAGAAGGGGAAGUCUUGCCUGUUUGCGCUGCCGAACGUCAUCCUGCAGAAGCCACUGUGCAGUUUUCCCGUGAAGAUGAGCGUCCACAAGGAGUUCCCACCAGGGGUUUUGCCAGACGUGAUGUUAAUCGGCAGCCACCAGAUCCAAGCCUGCGGCCUCAUCAACUCGCUACUGAGCCAGCAGGUCUUCAAGACCGGCGACAGUAGCCGGACGAUCAAGGACACCUUCAAGAUCACCACGGCGACGGGGCAAUGCGUGGGCGAAGUCACAGUCUUCAUCCGCGCCUCGUGCUUCGGCAGGAAGAUCGUCACGCAGUUUCAAAUCCCCGACGACGAGAAGCCGUAUCUCUUCAAAGGCGUCGACGACGGCCCCGUGUUCCAAUGCAGGCGGAUCACCUCCGUCGCGGACAGGCAGAGUCAAGUCAAGUGCGUGUGUCCUGCGAGGAAGACCAGCGACGGCAGCGGAGAAGCGGCCAGGACGUGUUGCCCCGCCGUGGUGGGUGAACACCGGCGAAAGGACCGGCGAGAGGACCCCAAGGUCAAGUGCCCACCGUGUUGUACUGUCGCACAGGACACCGUCGGCAGGAAGGAAGCUGUGAGGAAGUGCGGUUGCGUCGUGAAGGAAGAGCGGACUUGCAGCUGCGGCCGCAGCAACGUCAAGCGUCCAUAAGUAAGAGAAUUCAAUCCGGUCCUCUCCUGGAUGUCCUUUCCUGGAAAUCAACAGGUCUCAUCGUCGCUGAAAUGACCACGAGCGUCGGUCGGGUGAAGCGCCGGCUGGACUCAUCCAUCAGUCUCGUCUGGAUCAGCCGUCCUCCUCCGACAUCCACGCGCUCCUGCGCGCUCGCGCGCGUAUUUAGAUCCGUCCGUUUAUUCCCGUCCGCCGCCGCGCUCCAAGGGGCGCCGCGGCGGAGCCAGGGGGAUGCCACCCGCCGGGGAAGGGAGGCCCCGGUCGACGACACCGCCGUCGCUUCCCACGCGCCCGCCAAC
This is a messenger RNA of Harpegnathos saltator (Jerdon's jumping ant), 1504 nucleotides long. RefSeq lists its product as uncharacterized. Gene Ontology annotation, molecular function: microtubule binding. Gene Ontology annotation, cellular component: midbody; cytoplasmic microtubule; mitotic spindle pole. The coding region runs from base 321 to 1187 and encodes 288 amino acids. The transcript has 3 exons. Lineage: Eukaryota; Metazoa; Arthropoda; Insecta; Hymenoptera; Formicidae. Gene Ontology annotation, biological process: positive regulation of cytokinesis; cytoplasmic microtubule organization; mitotic spindle midzone assembly. The record is from RefSeq and is a predicted model, not a curated record.